UCCUACAAGUGAAUACAAUCCGUUCAUUGACAACGUAUGUAGUCAAGUCAAUUUUGUAUUGGAAUUAGAAAAUAAUUUGUUCCAUAGAUCAAUUUCUUUAGGAAAAUGUUUUGUAUAGAAAAAUGUUAUUAACACGAUUCAUUGUUGUAUUUUUAAGUAUAUAUGCCGCCCACCUAAUAAAACCGGCAAUUGGCAAAAUCAACAGCAAAAACAAUGCCAUCAUCGACGACAUUGUGGAAUACAAAGAUUUUAAGAAACUGUUGCGCACCAAAACCAACGUUUUGGUCUUGUACACAAGCAAUGUUAAGCAAUCAGCCGAUCAUAUCAAAGUUUUCAAGGAGACAGCGGGUAUUGUGAAGGGAACGGGUACAAUGGUGUUAAUGGAUUGCUCAAACGCUGACAAAAAGAAAUUGUGUAAAAAACUAAAAGUUAACCCAGACCCGGUUACAUUGAAACACUAUAAAGAUGGUGAUUACCAUAAGGAUUAUGAUCGCAAAAUGGCUGUGUCAUCAAUGGUGAAUUUUAUGCGUGACCCAGCUGGAGAUCUGCCAUGGGAAGAAGAUCCUGCUGGCAAGGAUGUAAUACAUUUUGGCGAUUAUGCCUCAUUUCUGAAACAUUUGAAAAAGGAUAUGCGUCCCAUGUUGGUUAUGUUCUAUGUUCCGUGGUGUGGUUUUUGUAAACGACUGAAACCGGAUUACUCUAAGGCAGCAACGGAACUUAAAGCAGAAGGAUAUGUCCUAGCGGGAAUGGAUGUGGAGAGGCAGGAAAAUGCAUUGGCAAGAAGGGCGUACAAUAUAACAGGUUUCCCGACAAUUAUAUACUUUGAAAAUGGAAAACUGAAGCAAAUCUACGAGGGUGACAACAAUAAGGAUGGUAUUGUGUCCUUUAUGCGAGAUCCCACGUCGGUUUUGAUCAAAAAACCCAAGGAUGCAGACUGGUCUGCUGACACCAACUCGGAAAUUGUUCAUCUAACAAAGCAAAGCUUUGAACCAGCCUUAAAAGAUGAAAAAUCCGUAUUGGUGAUGUUUUAUGCUCCAUGGUGUGGUCACUGCAAACGCAUGAAACCGGAGUAUGAAAAAGCGGCCGUGGACAUGAAACAGAAAAACAUCCCCGGCGUGCUGGCAGCAUUAGAUGCCACAAAGGAAUCUGCCAUUGCUGAGCAAUAUGGUGUCAAAGGUUAUCCAACGGUGAAAUACUUUGUCAAUGGUCAAUUUAAAUUUGAUGUCAAUGUUCGGGAUGCCGAUAAGAUUGUGGAGUUUAUGAAAGAUCCCAAAGAACCGCCACCACCACCACCGCCCGAAAAGAAUUGGGAGGAGGAAGAAGAUACCGAGGUUGUAUUUUUAAAGGAUGACAAUUUUUCGACGACUUUGAAACGAAAGAAGCAUGCAUUGGUAAUGUUUUAUGCACCAUGGUGUGGUCAUUGUAAAAGUACAAAACCAGAAUUUAAUGCAGCUGCCAAAGCCUUAAAAGACGAUUCUCGCCUAAUUUUGGCAGCUGUCGAUUGCACACGGGAAACUGCUGUAUGCUCACAGCAUGAAGUCCGUGGUUAUCCAACCUUCAAGUAUUUCUCAUAUUUAAAAACUAAACAGGAAUAUAAUGGCGGCCGUAAACGUGAAGACUUUAUUGCAUUUAUGAACAAAGCCAACGAAUCAGCUGUGCCUAAAUCAAAAUCCGCAGAACAGCAUGAAGAGUUGUAGUAUUGAACUCAAAACAUUUACCUAUUUUGAAUUUAUAAUAUUAUGAUAACAAACAAAAAACUGUGACACUUUUUUCUACAAUGUUCAUACCUAUAUAUUUUUUAUAUUUUUAUACGCUAUUCAUUCCUAUAAUGCUUUUGUACCCUCCUACCGUCUACCUAUAUCACGAUAAUCUCACAACAUAAAUCUCAAAACAAUUCAGUGUUAUUGUGUAUAUCUCAAAUAUUGUUAAAAAAGAACAAGUUUUUUAUAUAUUGGUCGUCUUCCUAUUUUUCAUAUUUUAAUGCGUAAUUCAUUCCCAUUUGAAAAAUGUUGUAUUGAAAUUUAUUUGGAAAAUAAUAAGAAAUAAAAACAUCUACCAUGCAAAUAACAUAUUCUAUUAAGAA
Musca domestica (house fly) is the source of this 2083-nucleotide messenger RNA. Its product is annotated as protein disulfide-isomerase A5. Gene Ontology annotation, biological process: protein folding. NCBI's taxonomy places the organism in Eukaryota, Metazoa, Arthropoda, Insecta, Diptera, Muscidae. Gene Ontology annotation, molecular function: protein disulfide isomerase activity. Gene Ontology annotation, cellular component: endoplasmic reticulum. The record is from RefSeq and is a predicted model, not a curated record. The transcript is spliced from 5 exons. Bases 123 to 1697 code for a protein of 524 amino acids.